Salvelinus namaycush (lake trout) is the source of this 1393-nucleotide messenger RNA. Its product is annotated as tetratricopeptide repeat protein 30A-like. NCBI's taxonomy places the organism in Eukaryota, Metazoa, Chordata, Actinopteri, Salmoniformes, Salmonidae. The record is from RefSeq and is a predicted model, not a curated record. Gene Ontology annotation, biological process: intraciliary transport. Bases 7 to 723 code for a protein of 238 amino acids. Gene Ontology annotation, cellular component: intraciliary transport particle B; axonemal microtubule. The transcript is spliced from 6 exons. Gene Ontology annotation, molecular function: intraciliary transport particle B binding; protein binding.
GUGCUGAUGGCCCAGGCUAAGAUCUACUGGAACAGGGAGAACUACCAAAUGGUUGAGAAGAUCUUCCGUAAGUCGGUGGAGUUCUGUAAUGAACACGACACCUGGAAGCUCAACGUGGCUCACGUUCUCUUCAUGCAGGAGAACAAGUACAAGGAAGCCAUCGGCUUCUACCAACCCAUCGUUAAGAAACACUAUGACGACAUCCUGAAUGUCAGUGCUGUUGUGCUGGCUAACCUGUGUGUCUCCUAUAUCAUGACCAGCCAGAACGAAGAGGCUGAAGAACUGAUGAGGAAGAUCGAGAAGGAGGAAGAGCAGAUCUCCUACGACGACCCUGAUAAGAAAGUCUUCCACCUCUGUAUAGUCAACCUGGUUAUAGGGACCCUGUACUGUGCCAAGGGGAACUACGACUUCGGGAUCACCCGUGUCAUCAAGAGUCUGGAACCAUACAACAAGAAGCUGGGAACAGACACCUGGUUCUAUGCUAAGCGCUGUUUCCUGUCUCUGCUGGAGAACACGGCCAAACACAUGAUCAUGAUCAGGGACUCAGUUGUUCAGGAGUGUAUUCAGUUCCUGGAGCACUGUGAAGUGUAUGGUAAGACAGAGCCAGCCAUGAUAGAACAGCCACUGGAGGAGGACAGGAUGCACAUCGGAAAGAACACCGUCACCUACGAGUCUCGCCUCCUCAAAGCUCUCUUCUACGAGGUCAUCGGAUGGAACCAGUGAUGUCAUACUAGAACGGAACACAGCCUGUGAUGUCAUCGCACGGAACCCGGUGAUGUCAUCAGACAGAACCAGUAGUUUACACUGAAGGCUUUUUAAAACCUGUUUUACACCCCAACCAGUUCAAAUCUAUCAACCUGAACCACAUCACAUGAGAUAUUAUAGUACAGUAUAUAUGUGGCUUGUGGUUAUUUUCUGCAUCAUCUGAAAGCUGUUGUUCUGACUUCUGUUCAGCAUAUUCUGGACUCCUCGUCUCACACACAGUCACACACACAGUGGGAGAAGCCAUGAGGCUUCAUUCAUUUCAGCGUGUUUAGUUUAGUUGAGCCUGGGCCCAGAGAACUGUUAGCAGAGAAAAACACCUUUCUACUGAUAUUAUUAUCAUGACACUCAACUAAAAUAUAAACACCACAUGCAACAAUGUAAAAGAUGUUACUGAGUUACAGUUCAUAUGAGGAAAUCAGUCAAUGUAACUGAAUGCAUUAGGCCCUAAUCUAUGGAUUUCACAUGACUGGGAAUACAGACAUGCAUCCGUUGGUCACAAAUAUCUAUAGUUUUUUUAAAACUAGGGUUGUGGAUCAGAACACCAGUCAGUAUCUGGUGUGACCAUCAUGCAGCGCGACACAUCUCCUUCACAUAGAGUUGAUCAGGCUGAUGAUUGUGGAAUGUUGUG